This is a messenger RNA of Polyodon spathula (Mississippi paddlefish), 2855 nucleotides long. RefSeq names its product interferon-induced protein with tetratricopeptide repeats 5-like. The coding region runs from base 147 to 1604 and encodes 485 amino acids. Lineage: Eukaryota; Metazoa; Chordata; Actinopteri; Acipenseriformes; Polyodontidae. Gene Ontology annotation, molecular function: protein binding. Gene Ontology annotation, biological process: defense response to virus. Gene Ontology annotation, cellular component: cytosol. The transcript has 2 exons. The record is from RefSeq and is a predicted model, not a curated record.
UUUCCAGUUUCGUUUCUGGAUGUUUUGGUCAGGACACGGCUUCAGUGGGUUCGCUAUAAAUUAAAGGCAAACAGCACUGUGCUCACUUCAGCCUCAGCAGAUGAGAAUAAAGACAGAAGCGAUUCCUUGAGGUUCCGGUGUUCAUAAUGCAUUCAAACCAAGAAAAUGCUUUGAAAACCAAACUGUUACAGCUGGAGUGUCACUUUACAUGGAGUUUUAACAAGGAAGACACAGACCUCGAUGACUUAAAAGAAAGACUGGAAGAACAGGUACAAUUGAACCUCGGGAAGGACAGGGGGAUUGUGUGCUCAUACAACCAACUGGCUUACGUGAAGCACCUGGAAGAUUUUAACGAAGAAGCAGAAAAAUACCUAGAGAAAGCUGAAGAACUUGCAAAGACUACCAAUGAACAUGAAUUUGAAGAGCUGAUUAUUGUUACAUAUGGAAACUUUGCCUGGUUGUAUUAUCACAUGGGCAAGCUCACCAAAGCUCAGAGCUACCUGGAGAAGCUGGAAGACAUUUUCAAGAAGUUCCCCAACAAAGCCUCCCGCUACAGUGUCCUCCUUCCUGCUGUGUACGGGGAAAAGGGAUGGUCCUAUUUGAAGUACUCCAAGAAAUAUUAUGAGAGAGCAAAAGAAUGUUUCAAAAAGGCUCUUGAAGAAGAGCCCAAUGAGACGGAGUGGAAUGCUGGUUAUGCCAUUGUUCUAUAUCGCAUCGAGAGUUUUGAAAUAGAAGGUGUCUGUGCUGAUGACUCGACUGCCCUCAAACAGCUAAGACAUGCACUCAAGUUACACCCGGAGAAUACACAGAUCAUGGUACUCCUGGGGCUGAAACUUGGGGAGUAUAAACAAAAUGAGGAAGCCUUGAAGUUAGUGGAGCAAGCUCUGAAGCUGUCACCAGAUAACCCCCAUGUUACUCGAUACGUGGCAAAGUUUUUCAGAAAACACGGGUCUCUUGAUAAAUCCCUGGAACUGUUAAUGAAGGCACUGGAACAUACACCAAAUUCAGGAUUUCUACACCAUCAGAUAAGUCUCUGUUAUAAAAGGAAAAUAUUCAAGUUGAAAGGGCAGAAGAAGCAGUUCCAAGACAGCACUGAGAUUAACAAACUUGUCAGAAUGUGCAUUUUUCACCUGGAAAAAGUAACCAAGCAGAAGCCAUCUUUUUAUUAUGCGCAGUUAGAUCUGGCAAGUAUGUAUGCAGAAUCCAGAAGUAACAAAAAGGCAGAAGAUUUAUUUGAGGAGAUACUUAAAAUGCCAAAUAUCAAGUCUGAAAAUUUGCAGGCAUUUUAUCUCUAUUAUGGAGAUUUCCAGAUGUACCACAACAGAUCUGAAUCUCUUGCUGUUCAGUGCUACAAAGAUGGGCUCAAAAUUCAAAAUAACAACCCAGAACAAAUAAGGUGCUACAGGAAGCUAAAAAAUAUAGCAGAAAGACGGAUUGCUAAGAAUUCAAAAGACGGGGAAGCCUAUGGUAUUCUGGGCUUCGCUCAUCAAAUGAACAAUGAGAGACUCGAAGCGAUCGAAUGCUAUGAGAAUGCUAUCCUGCAUGACCCUGGCAAUGAUGAAUAUCUGAGUGCUCUUUGUGACCUGCGCCUUUCAUUGAAUUGAAAUGCAGAGGUGAAAUGCCAAAGUACUUUGCUGACUGCAAAAAGUAGGGCCAUAUCCUCAGAGCAUUUCCUCUAUUCUUUAAUUAACACCUGUUUUAUGAAAAUAGAAAAAAAAAAUCAUGUGAAUGUUACAAUAUGAGAAUCAUAAUACUGUGAGAGCUAAAUUAUACCACUUGUUUGGUUCAAGUUUUGUAAAAUUAAGUUGUUUUACUUUUCAAACAACAGGGGUUAAUUAAAGACUGGAAUAAAUGCUUUGAAAAUAUGUCCCCAAUAGUUUUGAUAACUAUCAAAGGUUUUUAACUGAAUCUUCAUUAGAUAUCCUAACAGAUGAAACAUAAUGGUAUUGGUUUAUUAUGUAUGAUUCAUGUAAUAAUGCUUAUUUUUACCUGCACUUUAAAAUGUGCUUAUGUUCUUGCACAUCGCUUACAAAAUGUAGAAAUAUUAUCUGUACAUCGUCUCAUUAUAUUGUUUAUUAUUGCAUUUUGUAAGCCUAUACAGCAUGUGAAUGCCUUUUUAAAAAAGAAAAAGUAAUCCAAUGUAACACAUGUUGUUGCAUAAGUAUAUCGAUGGCUUUUCUUGCACUUUGUUUUUUGUUUAUUUUAAAGAUUUCAAUUUGUAUGUAAUUUGAAUUGCUUUAUAAUGUUUUGUUACUUGGUAAACAGUGUAAUCUUCACAGUGAAAGUAUGACUUUUAGGCCCCUUUUUUCGUAUGCAAAGAGUUGCAAGAGAAUCCAUGAGUUAUGUGACCACAGGGCCAGAAGGGGAUGUAGGGAUCCAGAUCUAAACACUGUCAGAUCUAAAUGCCACCAACUUUUAAUCAUAUACUCCUCUUUUUGGUUUUAAUACGUGAGUAAUUUAUAUAUGAUCUGGAAAAAAAAAAAAUGGUGACAGUAUUAAGCUGUGAAGAUCAUCAGAUCAGUCUUAGCCAGACUGCUGAUCGCAUACAAUCCCUUUUUGUCAAAGUUGUGUACUGCUAUAAUGGUAAUGACUUCUUAUUUUUGUCCAACUUAUCUAUUGAGUGUUUCAUUUUUUUAAAUGUUAGAUAGUAAGAUUAUAAAUGCAUUUUUGUCAUUGUUAUAUUUUAUUUACCUACACAUUUAUUAUACAUUAUAAGAAUACAAUACUGGACACAUUUUUUAGUUGGAUUUUUAAUCUGUUUCCUUGGAAUAGCAAAGUUAUUAAACUUGUGUAUGUUUAUCUAUAGUAUAUACAAGUAUGUAGUGUAAUCUAUACAAUAAAGAAUAACAAACUUA